Messenger RNA from Cucumis sativus (cucumber), 4962 nucleotides. RefSeq lists its product as uncharacterized. Gene Ontology annotation, biological process: protein ubiquitination. Gene Ontology annotation, molecular function: ubiquitin-protein transferase activity; RNA binding. Lineage: Eukaryota; Viridiplantae; Streptophyta; Magnoliopsida; Cucurbitales; Cucurbitaceae. Gene Ontology annotation, cellular component: CCR4-NOT complex. The coding region runs from base 674 to 3979 and encodes 1101 amino acids. The transcript has 14 exons. The record is from RefSeq and is a predicted model, not a curated record.
UUUUCUUCUGUUUAAUCUUUACUUUUCUGUUUCAAUCUCCGAGAUCCCUAAUUUUAUUCAUCCUUUCAUUCUCGAAAUUGCAACAAUUUUUUUUUUUGUUUGUUUUUUCAUCUGAUUUUCCGCGAUUUUUAUUAUUUGAUUCUCUUCAAUAUGUAUAUACGCUUUGAUUCUCGAUUUGUUGCAUGUCAAUGAAUUUUACCAGGUCUUCGAUUCGUUUAUUUUUUGUGCUCUUCGCGAUUACCUGCUGAGUUCUGGAUAUUUUCCGUUUCUGUUCAUUUUUAUUUUGAUAAUAUUUCGAUCUAGAAUUCUGGUGUGUAUGGUUUGUCUGUAUUCUUUGUUGAAAAUGGUGUUUUAGCUGCAGGAUAGUCUAUUUCCAUCAGGUUUCAUCCAUGUAUUGUUCUGGUGCGGUCAAUGGACGGGUUUGGGGGUUUAUUUUAUCUGUUUAUAGUUAUUCAUCGGGUUUAUUGAUGAAAGUAUUGGCAUUAGAUUUGCGGUGCGGCCAUGAGUAUUGUGUAGGAUUAUGAUUGCAUGUCUAAUUUAAUGAACCAGCAAGCUCUGGUAUUGGUUUCGUCAUGUUAUUUUUUGGUCACUUGUUCUUAUGGUUUAGGAGAAGGGGAUACUGAAGAGAAGGGGGAGUUGGAUGUCUGGGUUAUGAUUUUCUUGUUCCUGUUACAUGACAACCAUGAGUGACGGAGGAGAAAAAACUUGCCCACUUUGCGCUGAAGAGAUGGAUCCAACCGAUCAGCAAUUGAAACCAUGCAAAUGUGGAUAUGAGAUAUGUGUUUGGUGCUGGCAUCAUAUUAUGGAAAUGGCUGCGAAGGAUGACACUGAGGGUCGAUGUCCUGCAUGUCGUGCUAUAUAUGACAAGGAAAAAAUUGUAGGCAUGGCAUCAAGCUGUGGGAGACUGGCUGCUGAAAUCAGCGUGGAAAAAAAGGUGAAGUCACAAAAAGCGAAAGCCAAAUCAUCUGAAGGACGAAAGCAGCUUAGCAGUGUACGCGUGAUUCAACGGAAUCUUGUAUAUAUUGUUGGGCUGCCUCUUAAUCUGGCAGAUGAAGAUCUUCUUCAGCGUAGAGAAUAUUUUGGUCAGUAUGGAAAAGUUCUAAAAGUGUCUAUGUCCCGUACAGCAACUGGAGUCAUUCAACAAUUUCCAAAUAACACGUGUAGUGUAUAUAUUACAUACUCAAGAGAGGAGGAAGCUGUUCGAUGUAUCCAAAAUGUACAUCAGUUUGUCUUGGAGGGCAAACCAUUAAGGGCAUGCUUUGGAACGACAAAGUAUUGUCAUGCAUGGUUGAGGAAUGUGCCUUGCACCAACCCUGAUUGUUUGUAUUUACAUGAGGUUGGUUCUCAAGAAGAUAGUUUCACAAAAGAUGAAAUCAUUUCUGCAUACACAAGGAGUAGAGUGCAACAAAUUACCGGUGCUUCCAACAAUCUGCAACGGCGUUCAGGGAGUGUGUUGCCGCCACCAAUGGAUGAUUACUGCAGUAUCAAUUCUUCAAAUGGAAAACCCAUUGUUAAGAACACUCCAAGUAAUCCUAGUAGUACUGUUAGAGGUUCUCCGCCAAAUGGAAGCUCAGAUAAGACAAUUGCUCUCCCUGCAGCUGCCUCAUGGGGAACUCGAGGUUCGAAUAUUCAAGGUCCAGUUACAAGUUUACCAAGUCCAAAUGGGCCUCCCAAAAAGCCCGAUGCUGCUAAUAGCAUAUUAUCAUUUCCCCCUGCAGUUGCAGGUAUUUCUUCUGCUCCUACAGUACAUAGUGAAGCAGGAAAAAGACUUGCACUUAAUGAGAAUUACAUUUCUAAUAAUACCAAAGGUCAACAAGAAUCCUUAAAAUCUUUGAAACCUCCUGUUAGCAUGGAUUGUCAAUCUUUUUCAACAGACAGACAUGAUUCACCAGAGGAGCUACCCACUUCUGUAUCUUUGAGUUGUUCUGUGGUUGGUACUCCAGCCACAAAGGACAGUCAGAAAAUAAUGGCUUUAUCACCGAGCAUUUCUGCUUCUACUCUCCACAUUGAGGAUUCUUGCAGUUCUUGUCCUGAAGCAGGAGCUACUUGUGAUGGGCUAAUACAAAAUAUGAGCUCUGAUAUGUCUACAGCUAGUAUCGAUAGAGAUGAUAUAGAUGAUCAAUCUGAUCUAAGGCCAAAUGCUUUACUCUCUGAUCAUGAUUUGAUUAAAGCUUCCGGGGAUCACAACUUACAAGAGCAAUUUUCUGGGCAGUCUAUAGCUGCUUCUUUAGAUUCUACAGAUGCUGCUUGGAAAGGCGAUGAUGUGGUUAAUUGCAUGCCUUUUUCAAGAGAAGAACGUGAUUGGAGAUCGGACUUCCAGAGAGAGGUAGUAAAUGCUACUGAGUUGGAAGAGGAUGUGAUAUCUUUUAAUAGUCAGAGGCUCAAGGAUCCAGAGAUUAUGAGCCCUUCAACUCGGCUGCCUGGCUGGGCAUCUACAUUUCAUGCUCUGAAUGGCUCUACCUCUCAUCCAUUGUGGCCAGAUGCUGCCAAUGGGGUGGCAACCAGUUUGGCUACUGAUUUGUCAUUUGUUGAUAAACAAUUUAAUGAUAAUUCAUCUCUAAACUCACCUAGCAUCCCACCUGUAUUUAGCAGUCAGCUUGAGAAUGGAGUCAAUACUUCUGGGCAGGCUUUGCAUACUUUAAGACAUAUAGUGGGCAAUGAUCCUUCUAAUAUAAAUGCAGAUUCACUUUUUGUUGAUAAGCAAUUCAAUGACAGUUCACAUUUCCGCUCGUCUAACAUUUCAACUGCUAUCAAUAGCAACAUGGAGAGUGUGAUUAGCUCUUCUGCUGCUACUGAUAUGCCCCAUGGAAAUUCAUUUUUACUUCACAAUGAAGGAAGUGGAAGGCACGUGGGCAGGUCAUCUGGUGACAUACUGAAUGCCAAUAGCAAUGGUUUUGUAGAUAAUGGUGAAAAUAGCAUAAUCUCAAAUAUAUUGUCAAUGGACUUCAAUAUGUGGGACAACACAUUAACAUCCCAGAAUUUGGCUAUGCUUUUGGGUGAAACUGACAAACAAUCACCAAGUUCCAGGAAGGUGCAAAGCAACAAUCAGUCCAGGUUUUCCUUUGCAAGGCAGGAAGAUUCUAAAGGACAAGAUUUUAGGAUACAACCUUCUCUUGAUAUCAUUGGACAAAUGCAGAGAAAUCAGUCUUUAAGACGUGAUUUUUCAGAAAAUGGAAAUGUGCAUUUGGACAAGUUUCAUAAUAGUGGUGGCUUCUAUUCUAAUAAUUAUGAUGGAUCAGUAAGUCAUUCAAGCAAUCAAUCCCUUAAUUCCUCAAAUAAACUCUCUGACUCUUUUACAGCAGUUUCGAGAGCUCAAAUCUCAGCUCCACCUGGUUUUUCUGUUCCAAGCCGGGUGCCACCUCCCGGUUUCUCUUCUCAUGACAGAGUAGAUCAUGUUUCUGAUUCCCUCUCUGGAAAUCAUCUGCUAGAAGCUUCUUCCUUAUUGAGAAAUUCAUAUCAGGCAAAUCAAACUGGAAAUAAUAUUAGCACUGGUGAUAUUGAGUUUAUGGAUCCUGCUAUUUUGGCAGUUGGUAAAGGGAGGCGUCAGAUAGGUCUUAACAAUACUGGUCUAGACAUUAGGACACCAUUUUCUCCUUCAUUAGGUACUUUUGAUAAUGAAGCAAGUCUUCAGUUACUGAUGCAAAGAUCUCUGAACCCCCAGCAGAGAUACACCGAUGUCGGUGAUGGGUUUUCCCAUCUUGGGGACUCCUAUGGCAUUUCUUCAAGACUUGUGGACCAAUCACAGGUUAACAAUCUGUCUAAUUUUGCACAGAUGUCUCUCCAACAUUCUAGAAAUGGGCUUAUGUCACAUGGCCACUGGGAUGGUUGGAAUGAGGUUCAAGGUGGAAACAAUAUUGGUGUGGCAGAUAUAUUGAGAAAUGAUAGGCUUGGAUAUAACAAAUAUUAUGCUGGGUAUGAAGACUCGAAGUUUCGCAUGCCCAGCUCAAGUGAUCUAUAUAACAGAACCUUUGGAAUGUGAUAUCUGGUGAAUGAAAUGAUGUGAGCACCUAGAUUGGUGGCAGCGUUUGAGCAAAGAAAUAGGAUUUACCUUGUGAGGUCUAUGGACGUGUAGCCAAGAUGUCGUGAGUGAUUCAUAACCCGGCCUUGAUGGCAGCCUGAUGAAGAUUUGUGCCCCUGAUGGAAUCGGAUCAUGUUACCACCAGGUGUGAUAUAAGCUCACGUGAUUUUGUCGCGGCAAGUUGUAUAUUGGCAACACGAUUAUUUGACAGGAAGUUGUAAAAUGUCUGUCAAUCUGGUAGGGUGACCCUCCCUCCAGCUGUUGAAUAUUUUGUUCCUUGCUAACAGCGAAGAGUAAAAGAAUCUACCUUUUUGGCUCUCGAAACCUUAAAAGUUGAGAUUGGAGUUCCAGACUUCACACAGGCUAUAUGUGAAUCAACAAUUUGAUAUGUACUUUGAUUUUUUUUCUUACAACUGUUUUACUUAGUCUCUUAGAAUUAUAUAGAUAAAUAGUUCAAAGAUCCAGCUGUUUGAGAACAGAGAUUUGAUGGAGUUCCUGCCCUCACGAGGUAAUAACCCCAUUCUUCCUUCGAUUGAUUACUAUUUUGAUUACGAGGAGGUUAAGAUCUGGUUCAUUGCAGUUAAGUAAUUCUCGCCACAUCCUGUGGCAGCGUAAUCUGUGGAAAAAGCACAUAUCGCUUCUUGCCUUCAUUAAGAAUAUUGCCCAUUUAAUUGGAUGGAUCAAAUCCAUUCUCUUCCUAGCUCCCUCCCCCAAGUAAUUUCGAACACGCAAGCAAAGAGUAUCAAAAUUGCUGGUACAGUUCUCUCUGUGAAAGCAUGGCAUUGAAUGAAUUUACUUGUUUCGUAGUAUGCUGGUCGAUACUAUGAAUUUGUAUUGUUUCAGAAUUUCUAUCUUACUUUUUCUCGAGAAACUGAACAAACUUCCCACUAGAGUUGGAAUUUUGAUUCAGCGGGAGCUUGAAUUGCACAGUACGUUUGGGUCUU